Molecule: messenger RNA, 1725 nt
Organism: Fonsecaea monophora
Lineage: Eukaryota; Fungi; Ascomycota; Eurotiomycetes; Chaetothyriales; Herpotrichiellaceae
Exons: 4
Coding region: 1-1725 (574 amino acids)
Source: RefSeq, a predicted model, not a curated record
AUGAAUAUGUUCGUUGCCGUGGAUGCCGCUGCCGAUACGGCAGGAAGUCUCGCUAGACCCUCCGUCUAUUUGGCCGGCCGUAAAGUCAACAACACACGAUCUGGAGCCCAUGAUCAAGCCCCGCCUGAAGAUAAAUCAACCGACAAUCCCGGCAAUGCAUCCCAGGUUCAGGAGAGACAAACCCCUGUUCAAGUAAUCUCAGUCGGACUUGCGGAGGAAUCAGAUCCUUUCACACCUGAGUUCAGCAAUGCACUUGUGUCUGCCACGACCGACUCGCGACAUGUCAACAUCACUACGAUGGCACCGAGAGCCUUGCAUUUCCCAGUCAUCGGUCGUGCGAGGCACCCAUCGCCCCAGUCACAGUCUGAGUUACAGGUCGCGGGUCUCGCCUCCCCAAGCCUUAGCAGGACGCUCAACUCUUCUACCUCAGAAACAUCAAGCUCUGGCUGGACCGAGGAUGGCCGAGAGCGAGACGUGAACCUGGUCGUUUCUCUGUCGUGCUAUACCUUGCUUUGGACAUUCCUGAAGUUGGUGACAGCACCUUCCGAGUCUGCUCAGCAGCCCAGGGACGGGCCAAACCACACAAAAGAUGUCCUUGGACACAAGUCAUCAUCUCGGAAUAGUCGAGCGAGUGGAAAGAAAAGGCAAGAUACUUCCGAAGACGAAUUGGACGACGAAGACGGGGAGAGAGGCGCAAAACGCAAGCGAGUAGAUGCCACAUGUGCAGACGAGCAUGAUAUCCGACCACUUGCGUGCCCCUUCAACAAGUAUGACAACGUGUUGUUUGGGCCAGAAUCGGCAGACGAAGCAUAUCAUUGCUGUGCUACUUCCAGCUUUAUGAAUAUUGCACGUCUAAAGCGCGAUUUCUCUUCGCAGGCCAUGGUCGCAGCCCAUUUGCGCGAAACCCCGAUGUGCCCCGUCCUUGAACCACCGCUCUUUGUGGAGAAGAUCAGUAAGGACUUGGCCGAGGAGCUCGGGCUCGAUCGCAAAAACUCCCCGCGCACGGACAGGAUUGCAUACUGGCACAAGAUUUAUGACACUUUCUUCCCCGGUGCUGCUAAGGAUCGUCCGGUCAGUCCAUAUUACGAAGGACCUGCGGCAGAGCAUCUCCGCCAAUUUCUUCUGUUCUCAGAGAGAGCUUUAGGACAACUGAUACCAGCUGUCCAGGAGCGAACAGGUCUUCUGACACAUUUGACCCCUGGCGGCCAAGAGCGACUACUUCGAGAAGUUCAACAGGAGGCAGGCCAGAGAUAUCUCCAACACAUUGCUAACAGAUGCAUGCCUCGCUUAUGCCGUCCAGCUCCCAUCUCCGAGGUAUUACGGACCCGCAGCAGUGCCCAAAAUCUAGAUCCAUCGAUGAAUGUCGUCGAAGCACCAUCUCUGCUGGCCAGUACCUCUCUAGAGACAAUCGAGAGAAGCGUACAUCAAGCAUCUCCGAGCGAUAUUGCUGCUGGCGUGGACGCGGCUCUACAUACCUUGCCCCGAAAUCUUCCAGGUUCGCACGUCGAUGUUGGAUACGCUCCGCGCACUUCACAGGUUCAAGAAAGUCGCCUUGAUCAACAGAGUAUCGAUGCAUUGUUUGAACCGUUGCUUGCAGGUGAUUUGUUUCAUGCUGCGGUUGGUGACCCCCAAGAUUUUGGACAUGAUUCUUCGCAAAUCCAUUUUUCCUACCCCGGACAGUUUGGUGAUGUUGUGUAUUUCCCAGAAGGCCAGGUUGAAGAAUGA